AAUAAUAAUAAUAAUAAUAAUAAUAAUAAUAAUAAUAAUAAUAAUAAUAAUAAUAAUAAUAAUAAUAAUAAUAAUAAUAAUAAUAAUAAUAAUAAUAAUAAUAAUAAUAAUAAUAAUAAUAAUAAUAAUAAUAAUAAUAAUAAUAAUAAUAAUAAUAAUAAUAAUAAUAAUAAUAAUAAUAAUAAUAAUAAUAAUAAUAAUAAUAAUAAUAAUAAUAAUAAUAAUAAUAAUAAUAAUAAUAAUAAUAAUAAUAAUAAUAAUAAUAAUAAUAAUAAUAAUAAUAAUAAUAAUAAUAAUAAUAAUAAUAAUAAUAAUAAUAAUAAUAAUAAUAAUAAUAAUAAUAAUAAUAAUAAUAAUAAUAAUAAUAAUAAUAAUAAUAAUAAUAAUAAUAAUAAUAAUAAUAAUAAUAAUAAUAAUAAUAAUAAUAAUAAUAAUAAUAAUAAUAAUAAUAAUAAUAAUAAUAAUAAUAAUAAUAAUAAUAAUAAUAAUAAUAAUAAUAAUAAUAAUAAUAAUAAUAAUAAUAAUAAUAAUAAUAAUAAUAAUAAUAAUAAUAAUAAUAAUAAUAAUAAUAAUAAUAAUAAUAAUAAUAAUAAUAAUAAUAAUAAUAAUAAUAAUAAUAAUAAUAAUAAUAAUAAUAAUAAUAAUAAUAAUAAUAAUAAUAAUAAUAAUAAUAAUAAUAAUAAUAAUAAUAAUAAUAAUAAUAAUAAUAAUAAUAAUAAUAAUAAUAAUAAUAAUAAUAAUAAUAAUAAUAAUAAUAAUAAUAAUAAUAAUAAUAAUAAUAAUAAUAAUAAUAAUAAUAAUAAUAAUAAUAAUAAUAAUAAUAAUAAUAAUAAUAAUAAUAAUAAUAAUAAUAAUAAUAAUAAUAAUAAUAAUAAUAAUAAUAAUAAUAAUAAUAAUAAUAAUAAUAAUAAUAAUAAUAAUAAUAAUAAUAAUAAUAAUAAUAAUAAUAAUAAUAAUAAUAAUAAUAAUAAUAAUAAUAAUAAUAAUAAUAAUAAUAAUAAUAAUAAUAAUAAUAAUAAUAAUAAUAAUAAUAAUAAUAAUAAUAAUAAUAAUAAUAAUAAUAAUAAUAAUAAUAAUAAUAAUAAUAAUAAUAAUAAUAAUAAUAAUAAUAAUAAUAAUAAUAAUAAUAAUAAUAAUAAUAAUAAUAAUAAUAAUAAUAAUAAUAAUAAUAAUAAUAAUAAUAAUAAUAAUAAUAAUAAUAAUAAUAAUAAUAAUAAUAAUAAUAAUAAUAAUAAUAAUAAUAAUAAUAAUAAUAAUAAUAAUAAUAAUAAUAAUAAUAAUAAUAAUAAUAAUAAUAAUAAUAAUAAUAAUAAUAAUAAUAAUAAUAAUAAUAAUAAUAAUAAUAAUAAUAAUAAUAAUAAUAAUAAUAAUAAUAAUAAUAAUAAUAAUAAUAAUAAUAAUAAUAAUAAUAAUAAUAAUAAUAAUAAUAAUAAUAAUAAUAAUAAUAAUAAUAAUAAUAAUAAUAAUAAUAAUAAUAAUAAUAAUAAUAAUAAUAAUAAUAAUAAUAAUAAUAAUAAUAAUAAUAAUAAUAAUAAUAAUAAUAAUAAUAAUAAUAAUAAUAAUAAUAAUAAU
Messenger RNA from Aedes albopictus (Asian tiger mosquito), 1572 nucleotides. RefSeq names its product probable cyclin-dependent serine/threonine-protein kinase DDB_G0292550. The record is from RefSeq and is a predicted model, not a curated record. NCBI's taxonomy places the organism in Eukaryota, Metazoa, Arthropoda, Insecta, Diptera, Culicidae. The transcript has a single exon. The annotation marks the transcript as partial.